Messenger RNA from Metopolophium dirhodum (rose-grain aphid), 804 nucleotides. RefSeq lists its product as uncharacterized. The transcript has 2 exons. The coding region runs from base 1 to 804 and encodes 267 amino acids. Lineage: Eukaryota; Metazoa; Arthropoda; Insecta; Hemiptera; Aphididae. The record is from RefSeq and is a predicted model, not a curated record.
AUGCCAGUACCAACUGCUGAAAAAUGGAAAACAAUAGCUGACAGAUUUCAUGAUCUGUGGAAUCUCUCAAACUGUAUAGGUGCUAUAGAUGGGAAACACAUUAGAAUAAAAAAGAUUCCGAAAUCUGAAUCAUCUAAUUUUAAUUAUAAAUCGUACCACUCUCUGGUACUUAUGGCGAGUUGUGAUGCAGAUGGUAUAUUUACAACAAUUGAUGUUGGUCAGGCAGGGAGAAAUAGUGACGGUGGAGUUUUUAGAGCUUGUCGUUUAGGCCGAUGGUUAGAUAUAAAUGGUCUUGAUAUACCAACAGGCAUCAAAUUACCUCACGACCAAGGGGAUAUACAAAUGUUUCCAUACUAUUUUAUCGUGGAUGAAGCAUUUCCUCUUAAGUCCUAUUUGAUGAGGCCUUAUCCAAGAAGAGUACUUGAUAACAAAAAGAGAAUUUUUAAUUAUAGAUUAAGUAGAGGAAGAAAAACAAUCGAAUGUGCUUUUGGGAUGAUGGCUAGUAAAUUUAAGGUACUAAGUACACCAAUUUUAUGCGUAAAUGAAGAAACAAUAAGCAGUAUUAUACGAUGUAUGUGUGUAUUACAUAAUUUUAUUCGGAUUAGAGAAGGUAGAGCUUAUAAACCGCAGUACCAUAAGGAAACUGAAAUGAAUAUGAAUAUUGGAAUGAAUUUGGAAUUAGAAAAUGAAAACAACAAUUUACCAACCAGAAAUUCGGCAUCCGGACUUAGAGAUUAUCUGUCUAACUACUUCAUACAACCACAAUCUGCAUUACCUUGGCAAUGGAAUUAUUGUACAUCGUAA